CCCAAUUCCCUCCUCAUUCUGAAAAGGUGAGAGAGCCACUUCACAUUUUAAAAAAUUUGCAGAAAUGCCCGUGCGCCGUCUCAGACUCGAUUCCGACACCGACGAAGAAGAACAACACCCACUCCAACCCCAAUCCCAACCACGGCCACAGCCACAGCCACAUUUUCCGGCGGUUCCCGUUGAAAUCUCCGACGAUGAAGACUUCAUCGACGUCGCCGAAAGCCUCUCCCCGCCCUCCCCUUCCUGUCCAGUCUCCGACUUCCUCCGCCGCCUCGGUCUGUCUCUCAAGAGAGACUGGCUCGCCUCCUGUCUCCGCCAACUCCAAGCCUCUGUUGCGUCCUUCGAACACCUCGACGUUGCCGCCAAAGCCAAACGUUGUUUCGAGCAGUUCCUCUUCGCCGACAUGAAUUCAUGUGGCGCCGGCGUUCUCCCUCCCAACGUCGAUUCCAUGCACCUUCGCGUUCUCCCUGGUCCCUACGUUUUGCAGGUUGAUGAAAUAAUUAAUAUCACUUGUAACCUACGAGGAAGAUACGAACAAGCACCUCCUGGACCUAAGAGGUGCCUCAAGUUGUCAAUGACUGAUGGUGUUCAGAGAGUAUUUGGAAUGGAGUAUAGGCCUAUCAAAGCGCUUGAAGUUUGUGCCUCUUCUGGUUUAAAGGUUGCUAUCUCUAAUGUACAUGUGCGUCGUGGACUUCUAAUGUUGGUCCCUGAAACCAUUGAAAUUUUGGGGGGAUUGGUUGAGGAGCUGGAUGCUGCUCGAAAACGACUGGUUGAAGAAAUAAACAAGCCACCUAGGGGGAAAAGAAACAAAAAUGGAGAGCUCCCUCCUUUAGCAACUAGAGCAACACUUGCUGCAUGGCCUCCAGGUGGGGUUGAUAAUCGUGCGUGCAAUGGCUCCACGCUGCACAGUAAUGUUUCUUUCCAAGAAAACAACCAAGGUGCUGGCCAGAGCAUACCUAGCCCUGUUAACAACUUACCAACUGAAGAUACUUUGUCCAUGGGUGCACGCAGUGCUGCUUCUAAUUCAAUACCCUGCAUGUCAUCACAUUCCAACGCCAUGAAUGUGGAUACGCCUAGGAAUACCGAUCCUGUAUCCCAUGCUAGUCCUAUGUCUAACCAACUCUCUUCUGUAAUCUCAAGGGCCAAGGAUAUGCACAUAGAUGCUUCUAAUGCAAGGGAAUGUUCUAUUGACCAUCAGUAUUCUAACAUGGAUUCAAAUGUUGCAGCGGCACAUAUGGACUCAGUUAAUAUAACACGAGAAAAUUCUGUAGGUAUUGAGUGCUCUCCUGUUGUUGUCAAUAUUGACACAGAUACAGAUAGAACUCCUGUUGCUACAGAUACUACUCAUCUGCAAAGAACCUCAUCCACUGUUUUAGACACUAGCGAUGUCCAGAUGGUUGAUGCCAUUGACCAUCCACUCAUACUGUCUAGAGACCAAGAGGUUCCUUUCACAUACAUAGCUAGUUUGUCAGCUAAGUGGGCUAAAAUCAAGGAGGAAGCUCCUUCCGUUCAGGGGAAAAUCAAGUGCUUUUUGACUGGUGUAAAAGGAUUCCAGUUUAAGAAAAGGACAACAUAUGAACUUCAGGCAUAUGUAGACGAUGGUAGCCUUAUUUCUGAAAUCCUUGUCGAUCAUAAUGUUGUAGAGAAAGGAAUUGGUUAUUCUCCUGAGGAGGUAACUGCGGCUCUUUCUUCUCCUGACACAAAAAUCGUACACCAAAUGAAGGAUACAAUGCGUAAAUUUCAAGCCUUUUUAGCAAACUUUGAGGGAAUAAUUCUUGUGGAAUUCAAUAAAAAAUCUCCCCUUCCACUUGCUCUAGAGAUGAGUCAAGGUUGUCCGCAGUCUGAUGCAUGGUUACUUCUGAGAAGGCUGAAGUCUCUUCAACCUGCACUAGUUCAAAACCCUACGGAUCCGAUUGAGUUAUCCCCGUAAUUAUCUGCAUGACUGGCAUUUUGUAAUUUGGCCUGGACAAAGUUGUGCUCGAAAUAAUUGCAGACCUUAAUAUCAUGCAUGAUGAAUGUAGUACCAUUCUGCACACUCGUCACCAUCAUAUACUCGAGUUCCAAGACCCUGCAUAACUAAGAUGGACAUAGAAGAAUGACGAUGUGAGAGAGCAUUUGUUGUUGCACCAACUUGUAUUCUGGUAUUCUAUGUAAGAAAUGCUUGUAAUAUUAGCCAGAGGAAAAGUUGGUGUUCAUUUUGGUCAAAAACAAACGAAUAGCCUUCCCUUUGAUCCCAGUUCAGCAGAAGAGAAAAAUCGGGGUAGGUGGACCAUACUCUCAAUUGGAAAAAAAGACUAAUGACUCUUUGGGGGAAAGAGGAAAGAAUCAAGGUUACAAUGUUAUGAAAGGUUGCCUGGUAUAUAAGUACUGGUGAAGCACGGAUUGGUAUUGUAUAUUUUCAUUGUUCUUGGUGUUAAGGUGUUCCCGUUGGAGGUUUAUUUGUUGGAUGAGAUUGUCUAUAUCUACAUCUAAGGAUGUAUUGCAACUCCUGAAUGGUCACGUGAUUUGUUCUUGUAAUUUGAAAUGUAACUUCUGCAGUGGAUUUUAGCUUUGCUACAUGUAAUCUUAAGUAGUUUUUGUAAAGUUUGCUCUGGCAUUUUCAUUAUCAAUGUACCCCCGAUAU
This is a messenger RNA of Vigna unguiculata (cowpea), 2623 nucleotides long. It is a transcript of the gene RMI1, whose product is annotated as recQ-mediated instability protein (DUF1767). Gene Ontology annotation, cellular component: RecQ family helicase-topoisomerase III complex; nuclear body. NCBI's taxonomy places the organism in Eukaryota, Viridiplantae, Streptophyta, Magnoliopsida, Fabales, Fabaceae. The record is from RefSeq and is a predicted model, not a curated record. Gene Ontology annotation, biological process: resolution of meiotic recombination intermediates; double-strand break repair via homologous recombination. Gene Ontology annotation, molecular function: nucleotide binding.